UAUGGAUUAACCAAGACACGUUUUCAAAAGAGUAAAAGAACGAUCUAUAAUGGAUGCAAAACAUAGUGUUGAUGAAUGGAGAAAUUUAUUCAGGAAUGGGGAAACAGAUCAAAAUGGAAAAAAGAUUAAGUACAGUCUCAAAUAAGCUGCAGAAAAAGUUGGAGUACCAAAAAAGACUUUAGAAGAUUAUCAUUAGUUAUUAAAGUAAUAAAAAAUAGUAUCUUUAAGAAAGGCUGAAUAGUUGAUAGAUUUGAACUAAGUUGGAGAUAAAAAGAUGGGAUUUCUGAGAAAUCUAUUAAAAAAUCAAUAACAAUAACAAAUUUAGUCAGAGAUUUUUUCAGAUGAAGAGAAUUAUAUCAAAAAUGAAUAAGAAGAGAAUGAGGGAAUGUAACAAGAAGAAUAAUAAUAAUUUAAUUAUGAAGAUAUGAUUGUGGAUGGAGAUAUAUAUAAUUAUAAUGUUGAUGAAUAGUUUGAAUAUUUCUAAUUGGAUGUUUAAACAGUAAUGAUUCAUCAAUAACUAAAUUAUGAUAAGAAAAUAGAAAUUCCAGACUAUGAUUGUGAUGAUUGUGAAACAGAUGAUGAGUUUUAUAAUGAAUGAAU
Messenger RNA from Paramecium pentaurelia, 600 nucleotides. Lineage: Eukaryota; Ciliophora; Oligohymenophorea; Peniculida; Parameciidae. The record is from the annotation of a GenBank genome assembly.